Molecule: messenger RNA, 1534 nt
Organism: Dryobates pubescens (Downy woodpecker)
Lineage: Eukaryota; Metazoa; Chordata; Aves; Piciformes; Picidae
Gene: HLX
Product: H2.0 like homeobox
Exons: 4
Coding region: 136-1428 (430 amino acids)
Biological process (GO): regulation of DNA-templated transcription
Molecular function (GO): DNA-binding transcription factor activity, RNA polymerase II-specific; sequence-specific DNA binding
Source: RefSeq, a predicted model, not a curated record
UUUUUUUCUCGCUUUGCCCCCUCAGCUGCCUCGCUGCUCGCUAUCCCUCCCCAUGCUCCCGGGGCAGCGGGAAGCUCCGCGGUGCGUACCCCGGAGCUGAGCUGCGGAAGCACGUAGUCCCUUUCCCCGGGCAGGAUGUACACGGCCGGGCUGGCUCCGUUCUACGCCUCCAACUUCAGCUUGUGGUCAGCGGCUUAUUGCUCGGCAUCGGGGCCGGCAGCCGGCAGCUGCUUCCCGCUGGACGCCUCGGCAGCGAAGAAACCUUCUUUCUGCAUCGCCGACAUCCUCCACGCUGGCGCUGAAGCGGCAGGAGGACCCGCAGACAGCCUGCCCGGAGCUCCCGGUACCGGCAUACCGGCAGCGCUGGGAGCCGUUCACCACGGCGCUCCCUUCCACGCUACCGCCUCUCCGCUCCGGCCCACGCCCGUUGUGGCCCCAGACGCCCCUUCCACCGCCUUUCCGCCGCGCCUCUCGCCGCUCUCCGCCGCCUACCACUCCCACCACCACCGCCCCACGCAGCACCGGUCCCCCGCGGCGGCGGCAGCGGCAGCAGCGGGCGGCGGAGGCGGCCCAGCCCCGGCCCGGCUGCCCGGCGGCCACACGCACGGCUCGGCGCCGGCGCCCGCCAGCAAGGACCUGAAAUUCGGCAUCGACCGCAUUUUAUCGGCGGAGUUUGACCCCAAAGUCAAGGAAGGCAACACUCUUAGAGAUCUGACCUCCUUAUUAACUACCAGCCGCCAAACUGGGGUUCAUGUCCCCAACUUGCAGCCUUCCGCCGGCCAGUUCUUCGCGUCUCUAGACCCCAUUAACGAGGCCUCUGCUAUUCUGGGUCCCUUAAACACAAACCCAAGGAGCUCAGUUCAGCACCAGUUUCAAGACACUUUUCCAGGUCCAUAUGCAGUUUUAACCAAGGACACGCUGCCCCAGACGUACAAGAGGAAACGUUCCUGGUCCAGGGCUGUUUUUUCCAACCUGCAAAGGAAAGGUUUAGAAAAACGGUUCGAAAUCCAGAAAUAUGUCACCAAACCAGACAGAAAGCAACUGGCGGCAAUGCUGGGGCUGACAGAUGCUCAAGUGAAGGUGUGGUUCCAGAACCGGCGGAUGAAGUGGCGGCACUCCAAGGAGGCUCAGGCCCAGAAGGACAAAGAGCUGCCGCCAGAACCGGAACCGGAGCAGACGGCCCAGCGAGCUGCCGGACCACCAGCCGCUACCGGCGAGCCCGAGCGCAGCCCCAGCCGCUCCGAGGGCGACAGUGACAGCAGCGACGCCGACUCCCUCGACAUGGCCCCCAGCGACACGGAACGGACUGAGGGCACUGAGCGGAGCCUGCCCGCCGCCGGGCUCGGCAAAUCCUCCGGUAGCACCGGCCUCCCUUCCCCGCCGCCACCUGCCUCCGCAGCCAGUCCCGAGCCGCGGAGUGGCCUAUAGACGGGGCGGCCACCGCGGCCAGGACCUGCGCCGUAAUUUAUCUGCCUUCCUCCGCCCCGGGAGCGCGGCACCGGCCUACUCCCUCCUGCGGCCAACGCCCGGCCCG